AUGGAAGCUCCCGACUUCUUGCAGAAUCCUCAGCUCUCCACCUCCGACAACAACAUGGCCUCCGCCGACUCCUUUGUUGUCGACGACCUCCUUAACUUCUCCAACGUCGACGAUGAAACUCUCCUCCCCGACGACGCUUCCCUCCCUUCCCUUCCCGGCAACUCAACCAAUUCUUCCACCGUCACCGCCGUUGAUGCCUCCCCGGCUAGCCAACCUAAUGUUGUCUCCGAUAUUGACACCCGCAAUUUCCACGACCCCCAUUUUUCCGGCGAUCUCUGCGUCCCCGUGCCGUAUGAUGAUAUGGCAGAGCUGGAAUGGCUUUCGACGGUGGUGGAUGAAUCAUUUUCAAGCGAGGACCUGCAGAAACUGCAGCUGAUAUCUGGUAUAAAAGCCCGUAACGACGUCGAAACAUCCGAAAUCACUCAGGAAUUCCAGGCCGAAACCAACCGGAGCGUCGUCAACAGCCCCAUAUUCAACACAGAAGUCUCGGUUCCGGCCAAAGCUCGCAGCAAGCGCUCACGUGGCUCUCCAUGCAACUGGACCUCUCGCCUCUUUCUCCUUUCUCCGUCCCCAUCUCCAUCGCCAUCACUAUCCUCCACCUCAUCUUCCUCAGAUCCCGACGCCAUCCUUUCCACCGCAAAGAAACCAGGGAAGGCCGCGCCAAGGAGGAAGGACAGCGGCGGCGAGGGCCGCAAGUGCCUGCAUUGUGCCACAGAUAAGACGCCGCAAUGGCGGACCGGGCCCAUGGGCCCCAAAACGCUUUGCAACGCGUGCGGGGUGAGGUACAAGUCAGGGCGGCUGGUGCCAGAAUACCGGCCGGCGGCGAGCCCAACGUUCGUGCUGACCAAGCAUUCAAACUCACACCGGAAGGUAAUGGAGCUCCGACGCCAGAAGGAAAUGCAGCAACAGCAGCAGCAUCAUCAGUUUCUGCAACAUCCGAAUAUGAUGUUUGAGUUUCAUGUGUCCAAUGGGGACGAUUACUUGAUUCAUCAACACCUCGGACCUGACUUCAGGCAGCUCAUUUAGUAGUUUGCUAGCUAGAGAGCUUAUGAGAGAAUUAAUUAGCAAACAUCUUCAAUUUUUUUAGACCCUUUCGUUCCUAAUUUUCAUAGGGAUUUUCAUUUAUUUUCCCCAACACCCGGCCUCUUUCCGUUUUCUUUUUCUGAGUUUCUCUGGUUUCAUCUAAUUAAUGUUUCUCUUGGAGUCGUUAUUUAGGCCAAAAUUGGCAUAACCCUCCAUCCAAAUUCAAAAUUUUCUAAUUCAGUUUAUUU
This is a messenger RNA of Neltuma alba, 1271 nucleotides long. RefSeq names its product GATA transcription factor 12-like. The record is from RefSeq and is a predicted model, not a curated record. Gene Ontology annotation, cellular component: nucleus. Gene Ontology annotation, molecular function: sequence-specific DNA binding; zinc ion binding. The coding region runs from base 1 to 1026 and encodes 341 amino acids. Gene Ontology annotation, biological process: cell differentiation; positive regulation of DNA-templated transcription. NCBI's taxonomy places the organism in Eukaryota, Viridiplantae, Streptophyta, Magnoliopsida, Fabales, Fabaceae. The transcript has 2 exons.